GGAAACCCCAAGCUCAGGCUUUGCAUAAAUUGGCUUUCAGUACUGAGAAAUGAACAGAAAAGUUGUUUGCACCAAGCUCGCUCAUAAUGCAAGUCUAGGGGUAGUUGUUAGUGCAGUCAGUAAGCGUUUAUGUAAACCACAUGUUUGUAAAUGAAGUUCUACAUCUCUAUAACGCCUCUUUACAGAGAUGGGACUGUUUUUUUUUUUUCAGAGGGAAGAAUGUGUGGUUAUGUACAGUAUGACUAGCGCCGCUGUGCAUGGACAUCAUAAAACGUGUUUUACUGUUUCAUGUUAGGAACCAGAAGUACUUUUUAUUGUUGAAAAAUCAGCUUUGGUAAGAGAUUUUGUCAUGUUUGCAGAGUGCAAUAGUUCACUGUAUUUCAGUUCUUUUUUUCAGUACAGUGCUAAGCACACUACACUAGAGAUGUGGCAUAUAGAGAUAUAGUUUGAAACACUGGAGUAAUCAUUUCAUUUUGUUAAUAUUGAUAAAAGAAUGGUUUAUAAUCAGCUUUGUUUGUUUUAUAUGUUUGUCACCUUGCUGUAUGUGUUCCACUAAAUCUUUAUAGAUUUCCCACCUGUCACUAUCAGCUCAUCACUGUGGACUUUAACCGGCAGUUUUUCAGACAUAUGAAUUCAGUAUGUUUCUGAUAAUUCCUCCUCUCUUUCUUCCCCUUUAUGUUUUCUUUUUUUCUUUUCUUUCUUUCUUUCUUUUUUUUUUUUGCAGCCCUGGGUAAAGACCGUGUCAGGCGCUCGGCGUACUGCAGCGUCUGGGGACCAUAAAUAGGGACGGACUGAUUCUGCUUCCUGUCAGCAGCCAGCACAGAGGACGAGGACGUGGUGUAUUGGAUGUGAGACAGAGAGCCAGCUAGAGAUACGGCAAGGUGUCGCUUCCGCUUGUAGCGCACCGCACUAUACAGAGAAACUUUCACCCAGAAUGCAUAGCAGCGAGCAGCAUGUGGUGUGCGGCUGAGUUCCUGUCUCGCUUUCAGAAGGACCUCUGCACCAGCACCACACGCAGGUGGGUACUGAAGGUAGUGCCCUCUCUUGCUGCAGCUUGGACCCGCUUGUAGUGCCAGUCCCUGCUUUUUCGCAAGCUUGCUAUCCAAAUCAGGCCUGGACCUUCAGCCGGUGACCUCUGACCGCUGAUCCUGCAAACCCCUGCCACCUCUGCAGACCCCAGACCUGCCACGUGCACCACCUUCCACACAGCCGCAGUACCCCAGGAGCUGCCAAGUGCCAGCGGGAUCGCUUGAAGUUGGAACGUUUUCACAAUCGGAGCUUUCUUUUAUGUGCGUGUGCGUACACAUGUGUGAAAAGAGAAAAAACAGCCAGAAGUAAAAAAAAAAAAAAAAAGUCUUUUCUUUUCUUUUCUUUUCUGCUGCCUGGGAAUUCUCUGCCAUUCUGUGUGUCACGCCCUUGACCCCCACACACUCCUUCGUGGAAUAGGCUUCAUGUUGAUUGUUUGAAAAAGAGAAGCAAAGAGAGACUUCCCAUUAAAGGACAACCAGCAGAUCCUCCUGACCUUGAACACACACACACACACACACGCACAAGUUUGUGUGAGCCAUGGCAAUGAACAUGGCACACAUUCGUGACCCAAAAUGGCUGACACUGGAGGUGUGUCGUGAGUUCCAGAGGGGCACGUGCUCACGCUCAGAUGCUGAGUGCAAAUUCGCCCAUCCAGCCAAGAGCUGCCAGGUGGAGAACGGCCGAGUAAUCGCCUGCUUCGACUCGCUCAAGGGGCGCUGUUCCAGAGAGAACUGUAAGUACCUGCACCCACCUCCCCACCUGAAGACGCAGUUGGAGAUAAACGGCCGCAAUAACCUGAUUCAGCAGAAGAACAUGGCCAUGCUCGCCCAGCAGAUGCAGAUCGCCAGUGCCAUCAUGCCUGGCAGCCAGCUUCAGCCAAUGUCUUUUUUCUCUGUCACGCCGAACUUAGCCACCAAUGCCAGUGCAGCAGCUGCAGCAGCGGCGGCUACGUUUAACCCAUACCUGAGUCCCGUAUCGCCAGCACUAAUGCCCACUGCUGCUGACAUCCUGCCCAGCGCACCAGUCCUGAUCGGUGGAAAUCCUGCUGCUGUGGCACCUGUAACCUCCACAGCCAACACAGCUGCCCAGAAACUACUGCGCACUGACCGCCUGGAGGUGUGUCGCGAGUACCAGCGUGGUAAUUGCUCUCGCGGUGAGACAGACUGCAGAUUUGCUCACCCGGCUGACAGCACCAUGAUAGACUCCAGCGAGAACACCGUCACUGUGUGUAUGGACUACAUCAAGGGCCGCUGCUCACGGGACAAAUGCAAAUAUUUCCAUCCUCCUGCACACCUGCAGGCCAAGAUCAAAGCAGCACAGCACCAGGUGAACCAGGCCACAGCCACCGCGGCCAUGACGGCUGUCAAAUCACUGAAGCGACCCCUCGAGGCCACCUUUGACCUGCAGGGCCUUCCUCAUAGCCUAAUUCCUCCUUUGCCAAAGAGACCAGCCCUUGAGAAAACCAACGGUGCCACCACCAUGUUCAAUGCCGGCAUGCUGCAGUACCAACAGGCGCUGGCCAACAUGCAGUUUCAGCAGCAGUUUAUUCCUUCAGGCUCAAUAUUGUGCAUGACUCCUGCAACAAGUAUGGUACCCAUGAUGCACGGCGCUUCACCGGCCGCUGUGUCCGCAGCAACCACGUCCGCCACUACUGUUCCCUUCGCAUCCGCAUCAGCCAAUCAGGACUCUUCUCUAUCAAAGCUGACUACCAACGAAUACAUGCAAUUGAUUCCAAUAAUAUCUGCAGAACAUCUGACUAGCCACAAGUAUUUGACUCAAAUGUAGCCAGAGGCCAAACCAAUCAAACGAAUCUGCCCAUGUUACCAAGGACAGACACAAACAGUUUAACUGCGACAAAUAUCCACAUUUCAUUCACAUCAUUAGAGCCCUUGGGGUAUCUUUAGUUCAGUGAUAUAAUAUUUAAAGGACUAGUCCAUGACAUACCAAUAUGCAGAAACAUGCAGUGCCCUUAGAAGUGAUGUGGAACGGAAAGAAAUUGAUGUACAUAAGAUGGGUUCAUACAUUUAGAAACACUUCGCUAGAAAUAGUCUGUUAGUACCAAGUCUAGUUAGUACCAACAGAUGUGAUAACAAUAGACCAAAAUUAUUAUUAUUAUUUUUUAAAUUACCUCCAUUAGGUAUUUAAUUGAUGUUAUUUGUCAGUAACACUUUACCAAGGGUUAGAAUUGUAGAGCUGGUGUUUAAGCUGAAGAGUAGAUACUGAACACCAUGGCACUGAAAUUUCGUCCCAAACGAUCAUACUAUAACAGCUAUAGUAAUCAAUUGUCAGGUCUUUUUUUUUCCUUUAUAGUGAGUAAAGUGGUAAGACCACUCUAAAUUUUGUGCUCGGGUGUGAUGGGAACAUCCAAAGUGAAAAACAGGUGUUUAUUCAGACAGAACAGAGAGAGAGAGAGAGAGAGAAGUGGGUCUGUGUUGCGUGCCUGUUAAACCAGGUACAGUUCACCUUCCAGUCUUAAUGAGCGUACAUUCAUUAGCCAUGUUAGUUUGGACAAGCCUACAUCAGUGAAUUGUAACACAUCAUGCCAUGUCCAGUGCUUAAAUGCCAAUGCUUCUUCAUUUAUAUGCAACUAUAAAUAAUUAGCAUUGGUUUUAAUAGUCAAACGUUCAGUUGUAGAUGAACUGAGAAGCGUUAACUGUAACAUCAGGUGAAGCGUUACUGAUUUGACAAGGGUGGUUUACAAAAAAAAAAAAUGUGAAAAUGCACCUUAAAUUUAAAGAUAAUUACAAUUCUUCAUGGCACAAUACAUCCAGUGAAAUGCAAGUGGGGUUUUUUUUUGUUUCUGCUGCAUUAAAAGUGCAGAUUUGCAGAGGAAGGAUCAGGAUUAAAGAAGACUAAUGAAUGUUUUUAUGUAAAACCAGAAUAAUCCUUCUGACCUUUUAAAGCACAUCUUAGCUUUAAAUCAAGCUUCAAAAUAUAUAUAUACAGUAGGCUAUAAAUGGAAAGUGUUAUAUCGACAGUGUUAUUCUGUUUACCAGAGAUUGUUUUUAUACAUAAUUUCAUGUCUACUUUUUUUUUUUCUAAUGAAUUUUUAUCGUUAUUCGUUUGUAAUGCUCUCGAUGGCUUUUCCAUUUAGCCUUAGAUAGGCCUUUUUUCGACUUGCAUGAAAACAGGGUUGCCUUUCCUUCCUGUUGCCAUAUAUAGAGAUUUUUAUUGCCUUGAAUGAUGGAGUGGCUUUUUGUUCAUGAAACGGAGAAUGGGUAUCGGUGAUCACCGCAUGUCUUUACAUUGUCAAAGUAACUCAGACUCUUAGAGCAUGACGUGAAGAGACUGUUUCCAGUCACGCAGCAGAGCGUAAACGAGGGCGCUGCUUGAACCUGAUGGUCAGCUUAGUUUUGAUUUGUUUUGUAUAUGGGAAGACCAGAUAUGUAUUUGUUUCAGGUUUUCUUUUGUAUGGGUUUGGUGCCAUUUGAGGUGUAUGUUUAUGAUUCCUGAUCUCAAACAGCUUUUAGCCUAUGUACAGCAACAACAACAAAAAAAUAUAGAAAAGAGAGAGAGAGAUGAUAAUGUUGAACAUUCUGUUAAGUCGUGCCAAAGUGAUUUUUCUCAUAGUUUUCAUGGGUUUAAUGGUCUAUACUAGUAGUGAGUGGUGAAUGGUCAUGGUAUGAUCAAGGCCAGACCUAGUUAAGAGAAAGAUAAAUGAAGCUACUUCGUAUUUUCUGGUGUAAUUUCAGUGCGUAGUGAGACUGAAAUGUUCAGAAAUGUUCUGACUCCCAGUUGGUGUUAGAUCUAGAUCAGUGGAGCCUAUAUGUCUUAAGUCUAUUUUUGGUGUACAGAGAGAUAUAUCAUUCAGGGUUGGGGUCAAUUCAAUUUACAAGGUUAAUGAAAUGAUUUAUGAAAGACUAUUUAAAAUAUGUUAGUAAAUGUUGUAAAGUUUAAUUCAACUCGUUGGCUGUGGCAAUGGAACGAACCGAAAUGGGAUUGAGCCCAACUCUGGUGCUGUUGCUGUUUCUUCACUGAGGCCUUAGAUUUCAGUUAGUGUUUUUCAGUCUUCAGUCAUUUUUAUUGUUUAUGCAUAUUUUAUAUUUUUAUUAAUCAUUUUAACACAUACUGCUCAGUUGUUUACUUCACCAGCUUAGAUAAAAUCAUAUUGCUACAUGCUGCAUGUUUACUUUGUGGAAUUUACUUAUUUUGUAUUUGGUAAUAUUUGGUUUUAGACUUGUAUUCUUGCUUUCUGGACUUGUAAAUGCGUUUCGUCUCCCAUGUCGCCCCCCUCCCUCCCUCCCUCCGUCUCCAUCUCCAUCUCCAUCAUUGUUAUUUAGUUUUUGUUGUACAUUUUACUCUUUUUUUUUUUUUUGAUUAAUGGUCGAAUGUUUUGACGUUUUUUUUUUAUAUUGAUUGUCUUUUGUUUUGAUAUUGCUUUUGAAAAAUAGUUGAGUUGAAAUGAACCAGUAUGACAUUUCUUAAUUUAACCAGUUUAAUUUGUGCAUAACAAAUCGAGAACUCUUUUUAGUUUACUUAUGGAGCAUAUAUGGAGAGUAAAAAAAAUUUUUCUAUUGUAUCCAUGUUAAAACAUAAAAUUGUAUUUUGAUAUUUAAAAAAAAAAAAAACAUCCCUGAAUGUCAGGCCAAAAAUAUAUAUAUACAUAUACAUAUAUAUAUAUAAUAUUGAAUAUUUAGAUGACGAAGCUGAUGGUGAUGAUAAGAGAAUACGUUGUAGGGACUUUGGCUGCAAGUGAGAGAGCCAUGACCCGAGGGACAAAGGUCGAAUUUUGCACUUGUGUAUAUAGUCAAUAUAAAACAAGGAAAAGAAAACAUGUAUAAUAUGGAGAUCUUAUUUUGAAUAAUAAAAGAUUCUAUGAGACAAUUUGUUAGGAUAAUUUAAGGAAUAUAAAGUAAUAGACCAGCUAACUGAAUUUGCUUGCAGAAGUGGCUCAGCUCCUUUUAUUAUUACUUCAGAUCAUUGCUUAAAAUAAUGAAAAAGCUAAGCAUCGCUCCGCCUUAAUCAUGUGUGCUGCCUAUCAUUCAAACCUCAGUGCUGACAUUUUGGCAAGUUUUUUCUUCACUUGUCUGGCAUGCAGUAAAAUCAGACACUGUUUUUCUGUGAAAAAUUUACCAAAGGAGAGUAUAAUGAGGUAAAACCAUUGGACUGUAAUCGAUUCCAAAAACUGAAGAUUUGUUUUUGAUUAUUGGCACAUUUAUCA
Molecule: messenger RNA, 6190 nt
Organism: Ictalurus furcatus (blue catfish)
Lineage: Eukaryota; Metazoa; Chordata; Actinopteri; Siluriformes; Ictaluridae
Gene: mbnl1
Product: muscleblind-like splicing regulator 1
Exons: 13
Coding region: 1567-2814 (415 amino acids)
Molecular function (GO): metal ion binding
Source: RefSeq, a predicted model, not a curated record